AUGAAGCCGUCCCUCUCUCCGUUCGUCAGCCUUCUCCUGGUGACCCUGAUGUGUCCAGGACCAUCCAGAGCCGGAAGUGUUAACCGCCAAGGCACUGAGGGUCUGAGAGGACCGAGACAAUCCAGGGAAGAGUCUUCUGCACAAGGCAAAAACGGGUCUCCCUUGCUACACCACCAAGAAAAACGCUACCUCUUACCACGCACUCCCCCUUACCCGGAACCCGAACCGGAUUUCAAAGUUGUCGACUGCAAGAAAAGUGAAGGCUAUUGUCAAGAAUAUUGUAAUUAUAUGGAAACACAAGUAGGCUACUGCUUUAAAAAAAAAUAUGUCUGCUGUUUGCAUCAGAACUGA
Odobenus rosmarus divergens (Pacific walrus) is the source of this 351-nucleotide messenger RNA. RefSeq names its product sperm-associated antigen 11A-like. The transcript has 3 exons. The record is from RefSeq and is a predicted model, not a curated record. Lineage: Eukaryota; Metazoa; Chordata; Mammalia; Carnivora; Odobenidae. Bases 1 to 351 code for a protein of 116 amino acids.